Plasmodium vivax (malaria parasite P. vivax) is the source of this 7857-nucleotide messenger RNA. RefSeq lists its product as hypothetical. The transcript is spliced from 2 exons. Lineage: Eukaryota; Apicomplexa; Aconoidasida; Haemosporida; Plasmodiidae. The record is from RefSeq and is a predicted model, not a curated record. Bases 1 to 7857 code for a protein of 2618 amino acids.
AUGAAGGUAGGUGAACUAGGCAAACAUUGGUUUGUUAAACCUAAAACACAUUUUUCCGAUGUGCAUGGCAGAAAGUGUGCAUGUUUGGACAGAUGGAAUGGCAAUGUAGCUCAAUUGGAACUUUCAACGAAGAGCGGCUCCAGAAUAACCGGAGAAAACCAAAGCGACAUCACCACUGGUGAUGAAACUGAUAAUGGGGCCACUAACAACUUCGCUCCGAAUAGCGGCAUUUUUAAAAGCCCUCUUUGUGACGCAUCAAACGAGGUGGGAAAAAAAACGGUGAAAAGACACUCCUCCAAAGUGAAUACCUUACAAAAAGACGGCUUCACAAAAAAGCACCCCCCCACCGAGGGAACCACACCAGAUAACACCGCUACCUACGCGAAAAACACAGAGAAAGACCCCUUGUCCAUUUUUAAAACCGAAUCGGAUAAAAUUUUAGAACACAUUAAAAAAUGGAAAAUGAAGAGAUCGGUCUUUUCCAAAAAGGUUCACAUGCCUGACGAUGUCGGCGGUUGGAAGGCCCCUUCUCCAGGCGUGAAGGAAGUCUCCCCAAAUUAUUCGAACCUCCUUAGGGACAAAAAAAGAAAGAAAAAAAAAACAGAUAUGUGUGGAACAUUGCAAAAAAAAUUCGACAACUUCAAUAGUGGUGAGCGGGCCCAUGGCAACUAUACGAAUGGUGAAAAAAAUGACUCUCCAAAAAAUGAGGCACACAUUAAAGGCAAGACAGCUGAAGGGGGAACAUCCCAUACAAUGGCAACCUCCUAUAAUGAUAAGGUAAAAAAAAACUAUCUAAAAAGCGAAGAAAUUCGUUUCAGUCAAAAGGGAUCUUGUAAUUUCAACCAGCUGGGGGAGUCCCACAUUGUAAGUGGCCUCACCAUGGAGCGAAAACUGACCAUCCCUACAAACAUACCUAACACAGAAGGGUUAUACCAGAACGAGCAAAUUAACCAACGUAAGAAGAGAAAAAUUGACACCCAAAGUAACAGAAAUGCAUUAAUUAGCAGAACGGGCAACUGCAAAGAAGUGUUGAGUAGCCUUGCCGCUUUACGUCUGAAGGACGGCUCAGAAAAUGACGCCCCUCAUUCGAGCCAAAUAAGGAUCAAUCAAGUGAACUGUGCCGACCUACCCAAAGGGCAUAACAAAGACGCAGCUUUUAAAAGCGAUUUAAAAUGGGAAAAUUAUAUUCCAACUAGCAAAAGUGCAGACAAAAAAGGAUCUGCUAAGUCAGCAAAGCAUAGCCAUAACUUUUACGAAGCGGAUGGACGAAAAGCAAACGCUAAAGGGUUCUCCACCCCACCUAACAAUCUAAACAAUGCCAAAAAGGUUACCAAAAUAGGCAAUUCACAAAAUGUUCAUCAUAGCGCUACCGAAAUGUUAAACUCGGGAGAACGCGCCAUUGCAAAGAGAAGCAUACAGAAUGAACGUAGAGAAUCCAAAACUGUAAAAAGUGAAAAUAAAAAAGCCCUAACCGAUCGGAAGGUGAAAUGCGAGCUAGGAAAAAGUAGCCCUCACUCACCAGAAGAAGCUGCUAAGGAGACCCCACGAAUCAAUCAAACAAAAUAUAUGGACAACUGUGCCAUUACUACAGAGAAAAAGAGGGGGGACGAAACAUCCAGAAAAACCACAACUCGUAUGACCCACUUAGGGGAGACACCUAAGUCCAAUUUGGAAAAAAGACCCAAUCAUAAUACCAAUCUAAGAAACGAGGAAAACACCUUCGGAGAGGCCAACUCAACAAAAAGGGGAAUCCCCAACGGGUUAAUCAACUUGCCUAAAACGAACAUGCUAACCCGAUCAAAUAGGACAAACGAAUCAGAACAAAUGGGACAAAUUAAACAAAUGGCUAACACAUGCAAAACGGCAUGUUUUACUAAUAAAAAUGUACAUGAAAAAACGCGGGAAAAAAAUAACCAAAGGGAGAUGAACAAAGCGAAGCCUACAAUAAAUGACACAGCCGUCCAACCCUUUUGGGAUGAAAAGAAAAAAUUAGGGGAAAGGAAAAACGCACGUCAACCACCAAGCAAGUCAACCCAAAUGGACACCAAUAAAAACACAAAAAUGAUUUUUAGCUCCAGCAUUACAGAAGCACCAAUUUAUAACCAGCAUGGCACAAAUUUAAAGGUGCCUGAAGGAAUGACGGAUGGGCACAACCAUGCCAGUGGAGAGCCAGAAAUUUUUUCGCAUGAGAACCAUUCACCAUGUAGCAGCGGAAGGACAGGAUAUGCAAGCUCCGUGUCAUCACCCGGGAACAAUUCUAGUGAGUGUCCCCUCAUGGACGAAGGAAGAAAGGAGACACGCUCGCCGAAACGUUCAAAUUAUAAAAGCCAGGAAAGUCUCCUAUACGAACUGAUACACACAAAAGACAAUAAAAGGAGAAUUAAACAAUUUAUUGAGCAAUCUGAGGGGAAACAAAACGCAUGCAAAAUUUUUUGCAGCGAAGAUCCUCCGAAUAAAAGUGGAACAAUUGAAGCAAACACUAACGCUGUCAAUGUGAAGACAACUCGGAUGAAUGCCCCUCCGGGGAACUGUCCCAACGAAGUGGCACCAAAUGACCAGCAAGACAAAUCGCAGAAAAGCACUUCAAAUGGUCAAAAAGACCACCUAAGAAAAAGCCACGAAACUUUGCUAUACGAAUUAAUCAACGCGAAUGAUAACAAAAGGAGGAUUAAACAGUUUAUUGAAAAAUCAGAGCAGCUGGAAAAGGAAGACCAACACGCAGGUGGUAAAUUUUCCACCCAUAUAUGCAGUACAGGUAGGAGCACCAAUAAGGUAAAGCCACCUAACGAGAUAGCCGACCAAUUUACUAGUGGUAGGAAGACUCCCCAGGAAGGCGACGCUCAAAAGAAGGGCCAACAGAUAGGUACACCCGUCGAAAGGUGUCCCAACCGGGGCGAAAAGGAAAAACGUAUCCAUUUAUCCGCAUCGGGACAAAUUAAACGCCACGGAGGGAACCAGGAAAGACGCCGCGAAGGGGAGCACGAACGGAAGCACGAAAGUCUGCUGUACGAACUGCUAAACAAAAAGGAUAACAGAGAGAAAAUUAUAAAUUUCCUGAAACGGUCUAGCGGACAAGAGAGCAGUCCCCGGUUCAGGGAAACCGUUAAAAUUAUGCCACGCAGAUUGGAGGCCCCACCUCCAUUGCCCUCCCAUUCAAGCAGUGCAAAGGCACCUACGGCGAAAUGUAUUCUGCCCAAAUGGAAAUUCACUCGAGCAUGCAAAACAGUGGCAAGCAAAAACGCUCCAAAGUACCCAAUUUUGAGAAAGUACCACAAUACAUAUGCAUCUCAGAACAAAAUGAAGGCAGUGGCGACUAAAACGCAAAGUGCGAAAGAAAUUAAGCAAACAGAGAGCAGCACAGCGAAUGAAAAAAUUAGAAAUGGAUACAAAUUGAUGGCAAAUAAAAAAGGGGAGACAAAACUGCCUCAUGUGCAAAGCUUUGAUGCACCACAGCAGGUAAGCAGUAGGAACCCCCUCGAUAGAGACACCAACAAAGGGAAGGAUACCCAGAGGAGGCAAAUUAUUACACCAAAAAGAGGAGAAAGGGACUAUUUAACUUCCGCGAAAUUGAAAAGUGGGACCACCAAACAUCACCUUCCGAAACGUCCCAAAGGUAUAACUAUCAAACCAGUCCAUGUGAAAGACAAAAAUGAAAGCAAGAAAAAUAUUCAUUCUAACACCUUGACCAUUAAAAAGAGUGUGGACAACAGACCAAUCAAACGCACACAUGCAGAAGCUGCGUCGAAAGGACCUGUCCCUUCGCACGUGCAAAAAGGCCAAUCCAAAAUGGAGAACAGUCAUAGAACAGCUACCAUCCAGGUAAAAGUAAAAAAAUGUCCCUCCAUUCAGCAGGCUAUCCCUAGUCAAAGUGAGCAAAAAACGAAAGGGGAAGUUCCACAGGAACAAAAAAACAGCAAAGAAGUCGCAGAAAAAACACUUCAAAGGGACAAAAAACAAAGUGUCCAAAAAGGAACCAUAAAAAAGGACCAUACUAAACAUAAAGUUAGCACCACCACAGGUAGAGGGGAAAAAAAAAGAAAGUUACUCUCUAGCGCAGAAGUUAACACAAGGGUUAAAGCAAGGAAGCUGCAAAUCGAUAUGAUUCCCAAGAAAAUCAGCAAAAAAUUGAUAUACACAAACUGGGGGGACAAAUUUGAGCAGAAUGGCCAAAGUGGCACUAAUGAAGAAGGGGAAAUAGUUAACUGUUCUUCUAAUGUGAAAGUAGCGACCUGCAGAGGAACGACCCCCUCAGUGGUGAACCCACUUAAAAAGCUAAAUACAGAAUGUACCCAUAUAUUACUAGGAAAGAUAAGCAAAACACACUUCACCAAUGCAAAGGAAGAGGCCACAUUUUGCAUGUUUAACAAAGACGCCCAAAACAAUUCCCCCAAUAAAGAAACCCAAAUGAGCUUCUCCCUUUACGUAAGCACACCUAUUGUGAACCCUCCUGUGGGACAACACCUCUUUAGGGCACUCUCGAACAGGAUGCACAACCUGCUAACCACUGCUCACCUGAACGAAGUCCUCCCCUUUGAUGAAUUAAAAAAGAAAAAACUAGCAAAAAAACAGGACAGUAUAUCACAUGAAGGGGAAUAUACCUAUCCCUCAUCAGCAGCAGAAGCAAUCACAAAAAUGAAAACAAUGCUUUCCAUUCAUUUCUACAAAACGGAAUGGACCAACUGUGUAAAAAAAUGGACCACCAUGACGGUUCAAUAUUUAGAGAUCUACCACUGGAGUGGUAAGAAGUCUAACCGGGUGGUGAUGCACAGGCAAACAAUUUGCCUUAACAGGGUGGAAGAGGUCAAACUAAUGCACCCAGUGAAACUGCACCUAGCAAACGUAGACGCUUCUACAAAGGAAGAAUGCAAAGAACCUUCAACAUGGCUUCAAGCAGAAGUGCAAUCGAAUCAAUACACUACAGGGAGAGUAAAAAACGAAGACUUUAAUGUGGAGAGCAUGGGAUGGGAAAAUCAAAUUUCCCACAGAACGAUAUUCCUUACAGAUCUGCUUCUAAAAUGUACCAUAAACAGGAUUAUCAUGUCAAGAGAAGAGGGGAAAGAAGGAAAAAAAAAAGAGCAACUCAAAUGGUCACACUACCUAGCCGCAGCAGGAUCAACAAAACCGACUUGCACGCAGAGGACCAUACCAAACAGAACCUUCACUGCAGGUUCAAUGAAACCCAUCGGAGGUAGACACCUAUGCACAUGGGAACUUCCCAGAAUAGGGAAAAACAUCCCAUUUGAAGAAUCAAAAAGGAAGAUAGCUCCUGCAAAAUGUAGUGUAAUGGAUUAUCAAAUUACAACACUCGAUAUGGACAAUAAGCUUGCUUCAGAUAAGGCCCAGACAAAAGAGAUGUGCGCUAACGUAGAAAGAAAAAGAAAUAAGCUUGUGUUGGCGAAAAGAAAAAAUUAUGAACUGGGGGGUGUUAUUCCCCUGGUGCAGGAAGAGACAGACGCGCGAAUCACAACGCAGGGGGGGUUGCCCCAUGUUGAUGAUGAAAAAGGCAGAAUGGCAUGCCUCACAGACGGGAAUAUAAAAGAUACGAAAAAAGAUGUACCUACCAUAAAAAGGAUUAUACGUGAAGGAUUCGCUGAAGGUAAAGGAACGCUAAUAAUUGAAGACCUAAAAAAGGGAUCUCAACAAAUAGAAACUGGGACCCCGGUUCAGUUACGAAGUGGGAUCCCAUUCGAGUUGCAAAAUGGGGACCAGGUUCAGUUACAAAGUGGGAACCCAGUUCAGUUACAAAAUGGGGACCCAACUCAGCUACCACACUCGAACGAUAAAAGAACCACAAACCAAACCACGCAACCACCCAGCGGAGACAUCGAAAAAGAGAUAUUCACAAUCAAACAACUAAUUAAGGAAAUUCUCACAGAAAUGAAAAACGGACUUGUAAAAGAAGCGAAAACGAAGAAAUCGAAAAAUUCCAAGAGGGAAAAAUCGAGGCUUAAAGAAGUUAACAGAAAUGCAGGCAUCAAAAACGUCAAUAAAAGGGGUUCAAAACAGAAAAAGGGAAAGGACAUCUUCAUUGAAAAGGUAAAAGAGAAAGACAUAAAUGUUACUGCCUCAGUUCGCAGAAUGGAACCUUCCAGUUUGGAAGUGGAACGCGUAAUGAAUGCGCUGGAAAAGGGCUGUGUAAUGGGGAUAUCAAUCGAGGAAUAUGUAGAAUCGUCUACUCGUGAAGUUACAUCAGUGUCGGAUGUAAGCGGGGAAAGUGAAGUCCUGGUGGGAGCUGAGUUAAGUGGCGCUGACGACGCCAUGAUGCUGGAAGAUGUGCUUUUCCGAAACUAUGUUAUUGUGGGACAGGCUGUUAGUGACGAAACCGUCGCUACGAUGGUGGAGGGCGUACACGACCAAGGCAAUGUUAUGCUGAUGGAAAAUGCAAGUGGGCACUUGGACGUCGUGGUGGUGGACGACGCAAGUAGGGAAAUUCUCCCAAUGAUGGUGGAGGAAGCAAGUAGGGAAAGUUUCCCCAUGAUGGAGGAUGAAGAUAGAGAAAUUUUCCCCAUGAUGGAUAACGUAGGUAGGGAAAGUUUCCCCAUGAUGGUAGAAGACGAUGGUAGGGAUAUUCUCCCCAUGAUGGUGGAGGAAGCAAGUAUGGAAAUCUUCCCCAUGAUCGAGGACGCAAGUGGGGAAAUCCUCCCCAUGAUGGUGGAGGAUGUAUGUGGCGAAAUCUUCCCCAUGCUGGUAAAUACACCCUGUCAAACUGCCGCUCCCCCAGUGGACGAUCGGCAGCGCCAAAUCGAAGUGGCAGACCCCGUGGAUGAGCUCAUCAGCGAGUUGGAGGACGACGAACCAAGCGGCGAAAACAAAGAGGAAGAUACACCUUGUAGGGAUGCAAAACGGGAAGAAAUACGACAAGAAAUUAAAAAGUUAAUUGAAAUGGUAAAAGAGCUCAAACGAGAAUAUACGAAAGAAAUGCAAAAGGAUUGUUCACAAAAUGAUAGGGAAAAGGAAAAAUGGAUGAUAACAUACUCGGGUGAGGAGAAUGGGAAGACACAAAUGAUAGACCUUCCCUUUGCCGAGGAAGGGGCCAUGUUAGAAGACUCACCAACUGACAUUUUAACCUUUCAAAUGGAGGGCGAAAAAACAGAAAAGGAAUUUCAAAAUGGGAUGAUAAAAGAUCGCGAAGGGGAAGAGUCUUACCAACCGGAUAUGAACAAAAUAGCAACCACACCGCCUGAACAAAUAAACCUAAAACAAAAGAAAAAAAGUUGCAACGAUUUGGACAUUGCCCAGGGGGAUAACGCCACUACACACUCUUCAAGGCAAGCAUGUACCAAAAAAAAAAACAGAUUCAACGAAAGGGUUAAACUAAAACUGAUGAUGCGAGAGAGCCUUAAAAUGGGCAAUUCGAACGAGGCAAAAAUGAAGGAGAGGAAAGAAAAAGAAAAACUGAAGCAAAUUAUAAAAGAUAUUUUAAACGCGGAAACGAUUAGGAGAUUUCUUAACGAUCGGGCUGCUGAAAAUGAUUUACACGAGGACCCAAGGAGAAGCUCGCCUCAUGUGAGAGCAGAAGGGGAGUGUGUGAACGUGUGCGGUGUAAAUCCCUUAGGCGCUAACCCCCCCUCGCAAAAUGCUCAAAAAUUCCAACUCGGCGAGGACAUUUGUGACAAAGUCGACCUGCGCACCCCAAACGAUGCCUGCGGUGAGAGACCCGUGAAGGGGAAAGAAAGCGCAAAGGAAGAAAUACCAAAUGACUAUUCCAGCGCAAAAUUAGAAAGAAGCGAAAAAAUAAAGAAACUUAUGAGCAGCAAAAGGGUGACAUUAAACGAAAAUUUAGCCAUGAAAAGAGCAUUUUUCAAUGCGCGGAAAAAGCCCAGCAGGGAAAACAUUGCCGAUGAUUUCUUCUGUUAA